Tachysurus vachellii is the source of this 2594-nucleotide messenger RNA. RefSeq names its product methionyl-tRNA synthetase 2, mitochondrial (gene mars2). The record is from RefSeq and is a predicted model, not a curated record. Lineage: Eukaryota; Metazoa; Chordata; Actinopteri; Siluriformes; Bagridae. Gene Ontology annotation, molecular function: ATP binding; methionine-tRNA ligase activity. The transcript has 3 exons. Gene Ontology annotation, biological process: methionyl-tRNA aminoacylation. Bases 62 to 1855 code for a protein of 597 amino acids.
UAAUUAUGUGUUGAUUUUCGCCACCCGGAAGUCCUGUAAGUCGAGAGAUUUCACUUUCACAAUGAGCUCUCAAAGUUUAAUCGUACAAAGAAACGGCAGACAAUUGAUACGGUUGUUAAAAUACGGCUCUCGCGGAGAACAACCUGGUUUUUAUCCACCACUUCCGGUACCGAGUGUCCACACGUGCGCAGGAGACGUGAGGUCACAUUACAUCACCACUCCGAUCUUUUACGUGAACGCCUCUCCUCACGUCGGACACGUGUAUUCCGCCGUGACAGCUGACUGUUUACACAGAUACAAGCUGCUGCAGGGGUUUAACUCCAGGUUCGCUACAGGAACUGAUGAACACGGGCUGAAGAUCCAGCAGGCGGCGAGUGCAGUGGGUAAAGAGCCAAUGUGUUUCUGCACAGAGGUAUCCGAAAGAUUUCAGGAUGUGUUCAGGAGCUGCAAUAUUGCAUACACGGACUUCGUGCGGACGACGGAGGACAGACACAGACGGGCAGUGGAACAUUUCUGGGCCAAGCUGCUUGAUAAAGGCUUCAUCUAUAAAGGCACUUAUGAAGGCUGGUACUCCACACCAGAUGAGAGCUUUCUUACAGCCAACCAGGUGACUGACAGCACAGACUCCAUGGGCAGAGACAUCAAAAUCUCCACCGAGAGCGGACAUAAGGUGGAGUGGACGAAGGAGCACAACUAUCUGUUCCGCCUCUCUGAUUUCCGAAGCAGGCUGCAGGAGUGGUUAAGGUUGAACCCUAAAGCCAUUCAGCCAGAGAAGUUUUACCAUCUUGUCCUUCAGUGGUUGGAGAGCGAGCUUCCCGAUUUAUCGGUUUCUCGACAAAGAAGCCGUCUGCAGUGGGGCAUUCCGGUUCCUGGAGAUCCUGAACAAACGAUCUAUGUGUGGCUGGACGCUUUGGUGAACUAUCUGACUGUUGCGGGUUAUCCAGAGAAGUACUCGCAGUGGUGGAGUGCUGUCCAUCACGUCAUAGGCAAAGAUAUUUUGAAGUUCCAUGCGAUAUAUUGGCCGGCGUUUCUCAUGGCUGCAGAAAUGCCCCUUCCUCAGGCCAUAUACGUGCACUCCCAUUGGACGGUGCAGGGAAAGAAGAUGUCUAAGAGUCUUGGAAAUGUAGUAGAUCCCCUCGAGAGCUCGCAAAGGUUCACAGUGGACGGCCUGAGGUACUUUCUUCUCAGGCAAGGUGUUCCAGAGACUGACUGCGACUACGACAAUGACAAGGUGGCGAAGUUGUGCAACAGCGAACUGGCUGAUUCUCUCGGCGGUCUUCUCAACCGUUGCACCGCACCCUCUCUCAACCCAGAGCAGGUUUAUCUUCCGUUCUGCAACGUCUCCUUUCCAAAAGACUCCAGCGGAAGAGCGGUGCUGGAGGAUUACAAAAUGUUGGAGGCCGUUUCAAGGCUACCGGUUUCAGUGAAGCAGAACUUUGACAACCUGCACGUGUAUAAAGCGCUGGAAGCCAUCAGCACUUGCGUACGGCUGACCAACAGCUUCGUCCAAAGACACGCGCCAUGGAAGCUCGACUGCACCGAGUACAAGGAUAAACUCUGGCAUGACACCAUACUGCAUGUGUGUAUGGAGUGUCUGAGGAUCUACGGUGUUCUCCUACAGCCCGCUGUGCCAGUGCUGGCAGAUAAAAUCCUGUCCAGGCUGGGGGUGAGGGCUGAUCAGAGAAGCUGGGAUCAUGCGCUCGAUUUCCUCUCAAAGUAUGAAGGAAGACAUUGUCCUUACGAAGGACGAGCGCUAGGUCCAGACACCGGAGUGCUUUACAGUCGUAUUGAGAGAAACAAACCGAACCAAAAAGUAAAAAAUGAGCCAACAGACAAAAAUGCGAGGUCCAAGUAAAGACUCAUGUCUCGUACACAAAAGUAUGUACCAUAGUUUUUGAGAAAAUAAUAUAAAAGUGAUGGGUAAAAGUGAAAGAACCCUGUAAGCACUCGAGAUGGACUGCAGGAAAGCUUGGUUAUGGUUGUACACAGUUAAUUUGGCUCAACUUUGAUGUCCACUGAGAGCUCGAACCGUCCUGAUUGUUUAGCAGAUAUCAUUUACCCUAAACGUAAUCCAUCAGCCAAGAUGUGAUUAGUGUCUAAUGUGCUCUCUGAAAGCUAAUGUUCCUAAGAGGAAGGGCUUGGGGAACAUCCUUACUUUGGUGCCAAUCACUGGGCAUCAUAUACACUUAGACACACUCAUUCAUGCUCUCCCUCACACCCAGGCACACACUCACGCUCUGUCACACUCACACACACUCAUUCCCUCACUCUCACACACAAUUUUGAAAAUCUAAUUCAGUCUGUGUGUGUGUGCGCGCGUGUUCCCCUGAAGUUUAUAAAAGCGGUCCAGCUCUGAGGAGGCUUCUCCAUUGGUGCUAGUUUUUGCUUUAAAGAUAAUGUGUAUUAUAAUAAUAGGUGUAGUACAGUGUGUAGGUGCAGCGGUGCGUGAGUAUUAUUGUUAUUAUUUUGUGAUGGUUCACUUGUCAGAGUCUGGGACAAGAUGUAAAAAUUGACAUGACUUUUUUUUAAUGAGAAUACACGAAACUGAAAAAUUGUACAAAGUAAAAUAAUUAAAAGGAAAAACCAAGACACUG